AUGACAGGAGUAUGUCAGGAGUAUGCGGGCAGUCGUGUCCUGGUGAGAAACGUGACUGAAAGGGGAGGACCAGGGAAACUCCGCUCCUACUGGGAAGAUGGUAUUUAUGUUAUCAAAAGUCAGAAGGGUGUGGACAGUCCAGUGUUUGAGGUGGAACCAGAGAGUGGCAGAGCUCAGGAGUUCCAUCUUCAGGAACAACAUACAGUCCCAGAACUGAGUGAGUUUGGUGAACUUAUUGAGGAGGAACAAGGGGACCAGGUCCACACAGCGGUUUCGGAGGAGAGUGAAAGAGACGUAGCCACAACAGAUACGGACAGCUCAGAAAAUGAAAUGGAGGAGGCAGAGCAGAGGGCUCGUAACCUUAUGAUUCAGCCAGGACCUGAGCCCCCCACCACCCCUGAUUCCUGUGAUUCAACCAUGGUGUUAGACGCUGUUGCCACCCUGCGAGGAGAGAUGCUCUUCUUCAAGGACAGCUUCUUCUGGCGUAGCCACAUUCAGAGCUCGAAAUCUCAGCAAGUCCUCAUCGCAAACUUCUGGCCAGAUGCUCCCGUCAACAUCGACGGCGCUUAUGAAAGCCAAGUGUUGGACAGCGUCUUACUCUUCAAAGGUCGUCGAGUGUGGGCUUUCAGUGGCUAUGAUAUCGUGCCCGGCUUUCCCAAAUCUAUCUCCAGUUAUGGUCUUGAUGAAAGUGUGCAGAAAGUCAAUGCAGCUCUUUAUGAUGCAGCAACUGGCAAGACUCUGUUCUUCGUAGGCAGCAAGUACUACAGUUACGACGAGGCCAAGAAGAGAAUGGAUAAGGGAUUCCCCAAGAAUGUGGAUCAAACCUUCAACGGUCUGACCGGGGAGGUGAUGGCAGCUUUCCAGUACAGAGGUUUUACUUACAUUUACAGUGGACCGUACAUGUUUGAGUACAGCCUAAGGAGUGGCAGACUGUUCCGAGUGCUAAAGAACGACUACUUCCUGCGUUGCUAUAAGAACUAG
This is a messenger RNA of Labrus bergylta (ballan wrasse), 981 nucleotides long. Its product is annotated as matrix metalloproteinase-18-like. Lineage: Eukaryota; Metazoa; Chordata; Actinopteri; Labriformes; Labridae. The record is from RefSeq and is a predicted model, not a curated record. Gene Ontology annotation, biological process: extracellular matrix organization; collagen catabolic process. Gene Ontology annotation, molecular function: metalloendopeptidase activity.